Paramecium octaurelia is the source of this 312-nucleotide messenger RNA. Lineage: Eukaryota; Ciliophora; Oligohymenophorea; Peniculida; Parameciidae. The record is from the annotation of a GenBank genome assembly.
AUGCUGUAUCUUUGGAAUCCUAUUUUUUUAUUUAGUCAUCUAAUUGAACAUUCGAUAAGAAUCAAAGGGUUUAGAAUUUGGACUUUUUUUUAAGCAUUUUAUCUAUAUUAUAGAAAUUAUAUUAUUUAAACAAACUUCAUCAUUUUGCUAUCCAGUUAAGAUGAAAGAUAAGCAUAGAAAGUGUUAAUUUUAGCAGAUAAACUACAAACAAAUUGGAAUAGUCCAACAAAAAUGACUGAUAGAAUUAGUAGAAAUUUAGUAUUUCUAUUAUUUUGCUAGUAUUUUGCUAUUAUAAAAAAUUAAUCAGACUGA